Lobosporangium transversale is the source of this 2919-nucleotide messenger RNA. RefSeq lists its product as hypothetical. Lineage: Eukaryota; Fungi; Mortierellomycota; Mortierellomycetes; Mortierellales; Mortierellaceae. The record is from RefSeq and is a predicted model, not a curated record. The transcript is spliced from 5 exons. Gene Ontology annotation, molecular function: protein serine/threonine phosphatase activity. Bases 1 to 2919 code for a protein of 972 amino acids. Gene Ontology annotation, biological process: protein dephosphorylation.
AUGGGUUCCGUUGUCCACGCAACGACUUCUACCCAUCCAUCCCUGCUGUAUGCUCCCAUUAGUAACAAUAGUAGCGAGAGCGAUUCAGGCGAGCACGACGUUGAAACUGCAACGCAAAAGCCAAAGACUACCAAGCUGGCUCCAACUACAGUCACUACCACUACUUCUACUAUUCUCGGAACGGCUGCAUCAGCACAAUCAAAAGGACACUUGGAGGAUUAUUCUAAUCCUGCGACCGUGGCGCCAGAAGAGGAAAUAAAGAAUACAACUGGCUUACAAACGUUUGAAGGAAAGUCCACAUCGUCGUCUUCUUCAAAAAGGGGUCGAAAGCCGAAGGCAAGGCCUCCAUCACAGUUGGGAGGCUCGCUUCCGAAGUUGUCCAAGAAGGCGAAAUUACCAAAAUUAACAGCAUUUCAUUUGUCGCCUGAACAACUGAAGCAUCCACUCUUUCUUGCCAUUGCACGAGUCUUAGUUGCUCGUGGGAACCAUUGGCAGAGUGCGACCGAUUUAGUUGAAGGUAUACGAUAUUAUAAGCUUGCUAGUCUCGGUGGUCAAACACCACGGGGCACAGUCCAAGGCGCCAUCUCCACAGCUUUGACCACCGCCCAUAAUCUAGGCACAUUUGAGCCGAUCGAGAAGAAAAAAAUGAGCAGCACUACCUAUUAUCGGAUGGCACCCAGUGCAUUAGAUCCCUCACUUCAUCUGAACGGCAAUGACUCGGAUGCAACCGAGUCAGAUUCUAAUAACUCACCACCACCAGUACCUCUAUCAAAAAAACCAAGAAAGAUAAAAACUGAAGUUACAUCCAGAUCUAGAUCAAGUUCCAAAAUGACAACAGUGACCUCAACAUCGAAUGCAAAACGGAAAACAAAGGAACCCACCAGCAAUGAGACGAGCCAGGGAACAAGUAGAAAUAAUAAGAGGAAAUCAGUUUCUGGAUGGUCAGAUACCUUGAGCUCGGAUAGCUCGGAGGAUGAUACCCGACCUUAUACCUCUAGAAGUCGUUCGAAUUCCAAAAAUCACCAUAAUAACCACAAACAGUCCCUUGCUAGCUCAAAGCGGACGAGAACAGGAUCACCCAAUAUAACCACAUCCUCCCGGUCAAAAGCACCUGAACGGAAGAACUCUAUUCCUAAUGGACUUAAGAAGUUACCAAAAGGAUAUGUAUAUGAUACCGAAAUUAAUCAAGCGGCUCUGAUGAAACUCUCUAUCAACCCCUCACAGACCGGAGAAUACAUGCGACAUCUCAAGGGGAAAAACGCACAAGAAAACAAUUUCCCUGAUCGGCGAGGCGAAUUUGGUGUUGAUCUCACACAGGAGCCCUCUACAUUUGCGAUAGAGCAGCAAACGGGAUACACAUACCCGCGACUUCGAAAUAGUGGUAGAGAACGCCUACCUAAGGGCGAUUGUGAGGAUGGUUACGCAAUUGCAGAUUUGAAGCAUAAGGGAGGGGGAUUUCUAGGACGACUGUUCUGUAUCACAGAUGGCCACGGCGGCCGAGCCUGCUCCUCAUUUGUAGUUGCAACAAUACCAGGGGCUUUGCAGGUCAUUUUUGGGAAAUAUAAGCCUACAGACCUCUCUCAGCCAUCAGUACAGGAGCUAAUCAAGAACCAGAUCACAGAGGCUAUUCGCUUGAUCGAUAAGGAGUACCUUGAAUACAAGAAGCAGCAGUACCUGCGUUUUAAAGCGAAGCAAAUUAUAAAUGACCCGGGAAGUGAUGGUACAACGUUGAUUGUCAAUAUUUUUAUCGAUAAGUGGCUCAUUUGUUUAAACCUGGGUGAUUCAAGGACUAUGAUGGGUAGUCGGGAUUCUGUAGGCCGUUGGAAUGUGGAUUUUUAUAGUGAAGACCAUACGCCAUCAUUAGAGAGACUUGCACAAACAAUCUAUGCUAAUGGUGGAGAGUUUGUGACACAUGACGAUAAGAUCAUCAAGUUUGAUCCGAAUUUAAAGAACGACAAGAAGCAUCGCCAGUCACUGAAGGAAGCCAGAAUUCGUGUCAAGGAUGGCGAGUCAAAUCAGUACGGUAUCCCAUUCCGGACAAAGAAUGGACAUUGCGCCUCUGUUAACCUUGGCGCCUGCAUUGGAGAUGUUCUUUAUAAGCUUGAUCCUGUUAACCCAGUGCUGAGUUGCAAGCCUGAUAUAACGUUCAUUGACAUCACUGAUAUUCAGCAGGGAUUUCUCCUCAUGGCUUCGGAUGGACUCUGGGAUUAUGUUCAGCGUGGUGGGAAGGUGCAGGACCAGAACGCCACUGUUUGUCAAUUUGUGGGCGAUAAAAUUGAUCGAGGCUGGAAUCACCAGCGAAUAGUUUAUACUUUGUCGGAUCGCGAGAAUGCCACAGGGCUAUACUCAGAAUCCAUACAGGAGUAUGAUGAUUUUACAGCAAUCCUCGUGACCUUUAGUAAACAACAGUUGAUAUAUCAGCAGAGGAAGUAUCAGGAAGAAGAGGAUCAAGAGCUGAUGCUUCAGAAGCAGCGGAUACAAGAGAAGCAGAUCCUAUUGAUGCAUCAGCAGCAGUUAAAACAACGAGAGAUCGAGAGACAGCAACAGCUUCAGCAAUUGAAGAUUCAAACGGAGAAAGCAGAGCUCGAACAGCUGCGCCGGGAGCAGGAACUCUUGCGCAAGGCAAAGAAAGCUCAGGGAGAGACAGAUUCGGACUCAGAUAUGAUGGGACAUGAGCAUGAGCGUGAGCAUGAGCAUGAGCAUGAGCAUGAGCAUGGAGCUAAGUCUGAGGCAUGUUCGAACGAGAUUGUAUCAAAAAUAUCAAAAAAAACUAAAAAACCUUCUGAUUCUGUCUACAAUCCAACAUGCGCCACACCGCCCGAGCCACCCAUGUCUGAAGCUGUCGCAGCUAAGCAAAAGGAAGUGCUGGAGACAAGUCUUCAGAUCGUUCAAUCUCUCGCCUCCUCCAGCGAAGUAUAA